Molecule: messenger RNA, 6517 nt
Organism: Malaya genurostris
Lineage: Eukaryota; Metazoa; Arthropoda; Insecta; Diptera; Culicidae
Product: mucin-5AC
Exons: 6
Coding region: 1477-5238 (1253 amino acids)
Source: RefSeq, a predicted model, not a curated record
UUGGUAAGGCCAAACUUUCGCGGUCGCGUUCCCGUUUAGGUGCUCACUAGGAAAUCUGUUCGUUACGGAUUGGAUUAAUUUACGUUUGUUGAUCUAGACUCGAACAACGGAAUUCGCUGGCAAUUGAGUGUAGUGGCAGAUUUUAAUGUGAUUUUUGAAGCCCUCGGACAGCCCCUCUAAAAGGUUUACUAAUCGUUACUGGUUCAACGGGAGUGGUAACCUGAAUGACCUGUUAUACGAAAUGUUAUUUUGUAUGAACUGCACCGAAAUCGAACGAAUAAAAAUGUGAUUAGCAUAAGUGAACACCGAAGUGUACCCGCUCGCUCACUCCAAGAUAUGUUUCAUUCAACUCUGUGACAGAUAGAUCAAAAGGCACAAUUUCCGCUGCGCAUUCACCGUAAAUGUAACAAGCAGCAAAGUGGUAAUAUUCUUCCUCUUUCGACUCUCGACAGCCGUCAUAAUUCUUGUACGGUGAAGUGUCACUUCUAGGUACAAGUGACUGUCGUCGGUGUCCUACUCGACGGGCUUUCCUGUGUUGCUGGCAAUACAGUAAAAAGUGAGUUGUUUGUAAUCGUGAAAAUGUGAAGAGAUAUCCUAGGCGAAGAGGAGUGAUGAUACCUGUGAGAAACAGAAAAGAAAAAAAAAAAUAAAGUGUAUAUUCUAAUGGAAAAUACGAAUGAGUCUGCAAAGUGACACACAUCAAACAAUCUUCCGGGUGAAACUUCCACAGCACGGAUCAGUGGAUAAAGCAAGAAAGCUCUCGCGAGCGCCCCGUGAAUGAGGCUAAAAAGCGAAAACAGCCUUCAUUAUACCGGCGCUGCCACUGCUGCUGCUAUAUGCCCUCUUAGCCAAAGCAUCGAGAAGAUCAUUGCCGUUAUUUGCCCCGGCACCAGAUCGCAACUCUCUAAUGAUAGAGUAGGCGGCGAGUUCCGGCGAGGAGUGUAAACGUGUCAACAGUCCAAAACUGUGUGGCGGCGGUGCGCUACAGCAGGAAAAAGUGAAAAACCGACCGAAUAAUCCUACCGCCGAACGAAUAUGCUGGCCCGCGUCGGUGACCCGGUAAAGUGCACUAAAAUUGGUUCGAUUGGCCAGUGAAAGUGAAGUGGCGAAUGAUUAUACCGUUUGUUUCAAGUCCUGGGAAUGAAGCACAAUGUUUGCGCGAAAGAUUUUGUUUGUUCCACCGAAAUCGGGCAACCAAAGUGAUGAGUGAUAUUUGUUUUGCGACAGCUGGUUCUCGUGUCUAGAAUAGUGAAUGGCACAGGCCAGAAAGUAGCAAAAAAAAAGAAACAACAUCAUAAUUCAUCCUGCAAAGCAUCACACUGCUGUGUGAUCCAUUCGUCACUGACGCUAGCUGCUUCUUUUUUGGACUAUCGUUAGCCGCACACUCUGCUGCGAGGUCCGGAAGAGAAAUUAAAUCCUUCUCAUCUAUCCCGGAGCGGCUGACUGCAGCAACUGCGCAUACCGAAGGCUAUCAACAUGGAAUCUAUCUACGGCACCAACAAGAAAUAUCUGCAAAGUCUGACAGCGGGAAGUGACUUUUAUAGAUGUCCCAGCACGAUUAGACCGAUGGCGGCGGAGUACUCCUACCACAACACCAUGGGUCGGCGAUCGACCCUGAUGGGAGGAGGAGGAGGUGGCGGUGGUGGCGGCGGUAGUGGAGCCCCCUACACCCACAUGAGCAAGUAUUCCUACCCGACGGAUAUGAGUCUUAGUAGCCAUUACGGGUACACAUCCUGGGGUUUAUGGCGCGACAAUCGGAAUCUGUCCUCGUCAAUGUACGGCAAAAAGCAGAACAACUUCAGAUCGGUCCCCGUGCUGCUAUUGUCGGCAGCUUUUAUCGUGGUCCUUGCCAUACUCUGCGUAGCUGGGCUCGCGUUCUAUUUGAGCGCAUUCAAGACGGAUCUCAGCGAUUCCAUCCUCGUCUUCGACUGCACGUUUCGGGUGACCCGGGGGGACAUUUAUACGACCGGGUUGCGCUCGAAUCACACGUCGGUUUUCCGGCAAAAGUCGGCCUUCUACGAGCGGCUCGUCAGCACAUCGCUGGAGCAGAGCGGCCUGACGGUGUCCCGCACGGAAAUUAUGGACUUUGGCGACGGUCCAACGAUAGUGCUGAGUUUCCGUGUGUUUCUCGACAUGCGGAUGAUUAAAAUAACGAUUAAUAAUGUCGAGGAACACAUCCGACAGGCGGUACUCAGUGAGCUUGCCAAUUCACACUCACACUUUAAGCACAUCCGAGUGGAUCCGGAUUCGAUUGAAAUUAAACGGCUGCUGGAUCAGAAGGUGCUGAGGAUGGCAUUCAUGAUGAAGGAACAGCCGCUGCCGCCACCGGUCAAACCGCUGGAGGAUCGUCUCGGAGCAGCAAAAAAAUCCGGCGUAAUUGAGAAAACGAUCCAUAAAUUCACGCCAAAGGUCGCUUCAUCGACCUUACCUACGACAUCGGUUAAUGAGCGAAAUCAACCUCAGGAACAACAGCCGCCGCAACAGCAGCAGCAACAACUGGACGGUGAAUCUGACAUUGACAUGGAUAAUCUUCCGGUAAUACAAGGGUCAUUCGAAAUAACGAAAACGGAUGCGGAUAUCACUCAAAAACGAAACAACAACGGCGGCGGAGGUGGGACAGUGAUGUCACAAGCUGUGUCCACCUUGAAACCGUUUGCCGUAAGCCCAGCUCAGCUGAAGGUUCGAGUGGGUGAAAAAAAGUCAAAUGACAGCGUCAAAGCAGAAGAAAAAGUACCGCUAUCCUACUCAUCAACUGUCCGGCCGAAUCCGGAGGCCAAAUUUCGAUACGAAACCGGUACGGCAAAGAUAGAGAAAACGGACAAACAUGGUGUGACAACGAAGAAAAUUAAAGCUAGUUCCAGCAUAGGAACACGAGGUUCUGCAUACACCAAACGAACUACCACAACCACGACUAAACCGCCAACGACGUCCACCAGCACAACUACCACGGUCAGAACAACACUGAAAAGCACUACUAGCUUCCCAACCACUCCGGCAUCAUCGGUCGAAUCGGCUACGGAAAUCAGUCUACCAGAUUACGACCUGCUGACGGAGUUCGGUAUUGACGACCGAAAUGAUACGUUUUUGGAAAAUUUUCUGCAAUCCAUUAUUAACGACAGCCUACCGGAUGAACUGAUGGCCGCUCAGAAUCGAAUGGACGAAAAUAUCCCGAAGCUGGACGUCAGUUUGUUUACCAGUGCACCCAUUUUGGACAAACAACCGUGGCAACCGAUUCGUGCGACUAUUCCGAAAGAAAUUCCACUACAAAAGUUCUCUCCGCCCAAGCAACCGAAGAAGAAGCCUUCUUUAGCCGAAGAGAUUCUCUAUCGUAACAAGCACAGUGACAUCGAGAGCUCGCUGUAUACGGAAAAUCCCGUGGGACACAUCUACUACCAGAGCUUCACCAAUCCUAGUUUCGGUUCUUCUACGCUGGGAAUCGAACCGCUAGGCGUGGUCGAUGUUAAACCGUACCCACUUCCGGUGGAUAAGAUUUCUAUCGAGGCCGUUCCGGACUUUAAAUUAAUGACACCGACCGCCGUUAGUCUUGGCGAGAAGAUAUUGAACUACACCAUGGACGAUAAGAAAUUUGAACACUUGGGAGGUGGAGUGAUUGCCAAGAAACCGGAAAAUAAAACCACACCGUACAGAACGACAAGCACGGAAAGCAUGAAGACAAGUGUGAUCACGGUAACUCCAGUCUACAUGACUACUAGCGUAGAGAAUAUGAGUAACUCAACGGAAGAUUAUGUGGACUACUAUCUGAGAGAUGGACUGAACUUUACGGAGCUGACUACAACGGUAAAUGAACUGAGUGAGUCACCAGACUACGGUUUAGGUGUUGAGUCUAGAAUUAGUCCGGACGAUGAUUUGUACACCACGGAUAUCAUGUUGACUUCUACCAUGGGAGGUAUCAGUGCGGAAAAAUCUACGGAAUCUACGUCGUUCGAUUCCGGCAGCAGUGAGUCUAUGCUUUCGACCAUAGAUCAAUCGGAGGAUACGACCACGCAAUCGACAACGGAAAUGGUUGCCACUAGUGCGGAGACAACUACGGAGCAAGAGAAAACAACAACCAACGGCAAGCGGACGACGUUCGUGGAAAUCGAGACGUUGAAGUACAAUCCUACCACAACGAUGACGACAGCUGCAGCGACAGUUCCGGAGCUGUUCCCCAUCAACAAGUGGGAGUUUGUGAAUGGAUCCCGCGUAACGGCCGCGAACAGCCAGUCGACACGGAAAGUUUUCAACGAAACCCUACAAGCUCUGGUGGUUGAGAAUGUCCAGCUGACAACCACGAUACCAAGUGUCAAGAUUGAAGCCCUGAAAAGUAAACACAACAGCUCCACCAAUCUGCAGAAUCUGUCGGUGAUUUUCGACACGUUAGCCUCCAAAUUGGGCAUCCAAACGGAGUCGUCGAGUAAAGCUCCCCCAUUUUCGUCGCUGUCGAAAAUCAAGAAUCAGUACAAAAACUCAACCACUCGAAACUCGACCAAAAAUCGAACCACAAGACCCAAGCGUAAAAAGAACAAGAACACAAGACGUACUUCGACAACCACUUCAACUACUACCUCUACCACCACGGUGGGUCCCGAACCUACGACCACGACUACAUCAACAACAACGAAUGCCCCCAUCUACGACACAACCCCGCUCGCCAAGCUCAUUCCGACCGUCACCAGUGACGACGUGGUGGACCUUGUACCAGUGAUGAUAUCUCCGACCUCCGAGUACUCUUCGGAGCUGUACGUCGGUCAGGCGGAAGUUGAAGUCAUCGAUCCGAACAAGUACGACGAAAUGCUGCGGUUGCUGUCCACGACGCCCACGGGAGCGGUAAGAUUUGCAACUACCACGACGGCACCGGCACCGUCUAGUCUGGUCACCCUGCUGCCCGCCAAAUCUAACUCCGGAAUCAAGAAUUUUCGUCCGAAAAUUAAGCAACAAUCGCGUCCAACCAAAACCACCGGCGGCUCGUUAGCAGCUCAUAACCGGCCACAGUUGCUUACCGCUGAUGCUGCGUUGGCCAGCGGCCGUGGCGGCGGUACGAACCAGAAAUCAGAAUUAAUGAAUGCAAGUAAAAGUGUGGCCGCGGGUACCGACGGCAAUCGGAAUGAUGACAGUGCCAACCGGGCCAGUAGCCGGGAGGGCACCGGCAACGAACGAGGAUUUAACAACCAAAACGAUAAUAAAAAUAACACAAUGGUGGAAACGGUGGUGAGGGCCAGUAUGCGCUUUGAAUCAUAAUAAAAACGAGAUGCUGCCGGAAUCUGCUGUAAGUGCUCCCUGGCGCUCGGAUGCAGAUUACAGGGUUUCCACGGCGGUCGUUGGCUGUAGAAUGAUGGGUGCGGUGAAAGAAAGAGAGGAUUAAAUUGAAUGCAUUGCAACUUUUUGGUACGACUGAAUGUACGAGUGGACGGAAGAAUGCACGAGUUGGUGUUGGGAAAUUGGGAAAAUUGUAAGGAGGAAGGCAUCCUCCGUGGACUUAAAAAAUGUGAUUUUACGUACGAAAGGAGAUAUAUGCAGUUGGUAUGGUGCAGAUGAGGUGGUUCUCAGAUUUCGUUGGUGAUAUGUCCUGUUGCAUUCGAACGGUCCGUAGCUUGUUAUCGCCGUUACUUGUUUACUGUAGCGAGUAGCGCACUCAACACCAUUCAAGCCCAAUAUUUCAAACUGAAUCGAACAAAUAUCACGCAGUUUGAAAAAGAACUCGAUACGGAUGGCUAAACUUUAAAUCAUACACGGCUAAACCGUACUUCAAAUGCGACUCUCAAGAACCACCCCGCUUUCGAGGGGUGAAACCGGGGACCAAAAACGGACCACUGGGAGAGACGUUCUGUGAACGUGAAUAUGGGAACAUGCAUACUAUUCAAAAGCUCGUGCAGCAGCGCAGGUAACAUUCGGAACAAUCGUGUAGUAAUCGCAUGCAAGCCGGCAUAACGAAACGAUAACGAACCCGACAGGGUCGCUGGGCUGCUAAUUUAAUCUCCGUUUGUUUUUUUUAAACAUAGGCAGUGAAACCUCACUAUUAUGAAAUAAAUAUCGCGUCCGCCCGAUGGUUAAUCCUAUCAGGAGUUUGUGGAGACGCGUGGUAGUUUAGUGUAGUAGUAUAUCGUAGGAAUUUUACGGAUAGGCAAACAGGUUAUUUACUGAGUUCUCCUACAGCUCAAAUUCUUUCUAAAGCUAGGUUUUAGUUGGCUUCUAUCUACUAAUUUUAAGACUGAUCGUAUAUAAAUGAAACGAUUAAUCGUUUGUAGCAUCACAUCUUUUGGUUACCUUUUGUGUACGAUCGUUCAAAAGGAAUGAUAAAUAUCUUUAAGCUUCAAAUUUGUUUGCAGAACUGUUAAUGUUCAACUACUCGAACGAACUUAGGUGAAAGAUUAGCUGUAAGAAUUUUAGUUUUCAGCGCGUAAUCUUAAGUUCAUUCUUAAACCGAAUUUUAUGUGAAUAAACAACGACCUAAAGUAUUAUGAUAUUAUGUAAGAAGCCUACUUUCGAAUGUUUUUGAAAUGCUUUUGACUACCUUUCU